GGGCCUUGGGCCGAGUCAAUGGACAUGAACCUCGCUUCUAGCAACCAUGAAGAGAUGCACGACAUAUGGGUCGUUCCGUGCCUGGUAUAUCUACAGACCGAGUUUCGGAGCUCCUCCUCUCUACCUGGCUUGCUUUGCACGGAAUUUCGCCGGUCACAAAGUCCUCGGAAUCAGACGGGGGAGUUGGCUGGAUGGAUUCCUUGAGCUCAGUACAGCGCACCCCUAAGAGGAGGCAUGUAGUUGCAACAACCCAGACAGACGCCGGGGUCAAAAUAGUGCCAUCCGAAUUGUUCGUUGGUUUUUCCGUAGAUAGCGGUCCCCGGACGCCACAUAAACUAGCUCAGCACAGCGGAUCGGCGGUAGGGGACCUGAUGGAUCGAAGGCACUUCUGGCAUCUAAUUACGACGCACGUCCUGUGCUUCCCCAGUAUCUCCGCUUGGCGUCAUAAACAUGCCAGGCAUGCGGCAAUUAUUAAGAUCAGGAGGCAACGCUGCGUCGUAGCAAAGGACGUCCAGGCCUGGUAUCAUCGAUCUGUAAUACUCGGACAGGCACUCAGCUCUUCCGUAGAUGAAUGAGGAAACGCCCCACAGACGGAUCGGGACAGCGGAGGAACUCGUCUCGGUUUUUUAUUUUGUUUCGGAUCUACCGCCGGCGCGGCCUCUCCACUUGGUCCUGUGGGUGCCGCAGCACGACGGCCGAGGCCAAAGUGCAAAGCACGAAUACACUCGCACGGCAUGGUUCGAUCAGGAGCGGCGGCGGGCCCAAACGCCGUGAAUCGUUCGUCCCGACUGAAAGAAAAAGACAUUCGUGCUUCGCAUGCUGAUACCGAACUUAACUAGCCAUGUUUUGGCAUCCGAGACUAUAG
Molecule: messenger RNA, 865 nt
Organism: Sodiomyces alkalinus F11
Lineage: Eukaryota; Fungi; Ascomycota; Sordariomycetes; Glomerellales; Plectosphaerellaceae
Exons: 1
Coding region: 66-575 (169 amino acids)
Source: RefSeq, a predicted model, not a curated record